Molecule: messenger RNA, 5201 nt
Organism: Anopheles moucheti
Lineage: Eukaryota; Metazoa; Arthropoda; Insecta; Diptera; Culicidae
Exons: 4
Coding region: 3-5201 (1732 amino acids)
Source: RefSeq, a predicted model, not a curated record
CUAUGGGUUGGGCGCAACGGAUUUCGAAGAGUUUAUAUAAAACGCGCGCGGCCACGGUUGGCGCACAGUCAGUAUCAACCAGGCAACCGUGGCGCGUCACGAUGAGGAUCCACGCACGCGCGCUGCUGUUGAUAAGCCUUGCCGUGCUAAUAUGCGCGGCCAGCGGUGAAAGCGGAAAGCACAAGAAGAAAAACCGACGGCACGAGGAUGACCGGUCAGAACAGGUUUACUAUGUUGAUCAAAUAGCAUCUGCUUCUGCGAUUUCACCCUGGACAUCGAAUCGCAUUAUCGCCAAAACUACUGAAAAUGGUAAGGAAUCCCAGUACGUGAUCAACAUCUCGCCGGACGACGAAGUGAUCAUCCACGAUGACAGAGCAACCGACCGCGUGUCCGACCGUGGCCCAACGGACGAACAAACUCCGCAGGACUUUGUCCACGAGGCACUGCGACUGCGCAAGCAGUACAUGCAGAACGGUCCGAAGGGUACUACCCCAAUGCCGGCAAGCUCGUUCGUCGAGUUCACCACGGUCAAGUACGAUCAUUUCGGGCCGAGCAAGGCACCGGAGCGGGAAGCACCAGAACCGCACGUGAUCUACCACAGCAAACCUGUUCCGACGAAACCAUCGACCACCAUGGCUCCACCAUCCGUUCCCUCAGCAGUGCCCACGUAUCGGCCGAAGCACAUUAAGCCGAAAACCACCAAACCAAUGUUGGUACACACCGUUACACCGUACGUGGCAGUUGACCAUGAGCAGCCAGAACCGAUGCCCACGAUGGGAUACCGGCCGAAGGAAGUGAAAACGCCCGCAAAGCAGGAGAUGGUAUCGAAAACGGUGCACCUGCCAGCUUCCGGUAAGGUUGCACCCAUCAAGCAGCAGGAUACAUCGGCUUCCAGCGUGUACAUACAGGCUGUCCGACCGGACGAGUCAUCCUUCGGUAGUAGCUACGCCACGCAUCACGAAUCCGGCAGUAGCUACCAGGAAUUUCACAAGUUCACACCGAACGCAGACACCCAGAGCAGUAGUUCCAUUCUUACUGUCCAUAAAGUGAGACCUGCGCCCGAGUCGUAUCACGCUAAGCAUCCGAAGCAUCCACGGGAAGAAGAGCAUCGGGAGUACCUUGGGAAGACUCCCAAACCUAAACCACCACCAGCGCCAGUAGAAUUGGGCCGAUAUCGUCCAACAAAGGGUUUCGAGGUAGAAGAAGAGCAUACACCGAAGUAUCACCAGGAGAAGAAGCAUUACGUUUCUGACGUUUCUCAUCCACACGUGCAGUACGAGAAGGAAGUUGAGGAGAACUUCCUGAAACAACAGCAGCAGCAGCAGCUACAGCUGCAGCAGCAGCAUCAACAGCAACAGCAUCAAUACCAUCAACAGGUUGAGCAGGAACAUCAACAUCAUCACCAUCAUCACCAUGGUUACGAAACUCCACGUCCUGCGAAGAAGGAAAAACCUCUACCAACCGAAGAACCACAAUACUAUCCGCCCAAAAGUUACCGACCCAUCGAAACUAUCACGCAAGUUCAGAUGGAACCGGAACCUGUUCCUUCGGAGGAACCGUAUCGCUACAAACCUCUCAAGUCACACCAUGUCGACACGUUUAAACCGUCGACAGUAAACUACGAACGGGACGCUAGCCCUACCGUGCAGUUGAAGGAAACGUACAUUUACCAUCCACCCAAAUCACAUCACGUGGAUCCGCCGAAGAAGCAACCGGAAGCGAGCACCGUAACGUAUCACGGGUCGAAACACUAUGAACCCACGGACAAGCAUCUGUCGGAUGUGUCACCGGACUUUUUGAAGUUGGCUACGGCGCGACCAGCCAAGCAUAAGUAUGCCGACUUGCCGAAGCCUUCACCAGCGCCCAGCUACUCGAAGGUGACCAGUUAUCCUACACUGCAGUCCACGAGCUCGCAGCGCGAGAAACCUUCGUACGAUCCUUACAAAUACCGUCCAAGUCCCACACCGGAAUUGUCCAGCGCAGGCCAUGGGUUCCAAAAGAUUUCUUCCUCGCCGGCUAGCUUCCCGAAGUACAUCCCUGCCAAGAUGCCUGGUGAGGUGCAAUCGGAAUCCGGUACACCGUACAGCUUCAAGCAGGGACAUACCGCAGCAUCAGAAUCAUUCUCCAGCUAUGUGCCCUCGUCUACUCCGGAAUCGUUCAGUGCGGCUGUUUCGCAGGAUUAUCCGCAGAUGUUCUCCGCAUCUCCAACUUCAUACACCAAGUACAGUGGAGCAAGUCCAUCGUCAGCACCAUCAUCUGACACUCUGUACGAGUUCCCGCACAUGAAGGAAACGCCCAAAUCGUUCUCAAAGUUCCAGGAACCGAAGGCAUACUCCACCAUCCACCCGUCAGAACAACCGUUCAAAACGCUCAGCACCACGAUCUUCAUGAAGCCGUCCACGACGGAAGCGAACUAUGGCGUACCUUCGGGUAAACCAAUCCAAAACCUUACCACCUCGAUUGGGCUGAAGGUUUCUCCGAGCGACGCUACCAAGACGGAGUAUUAUACCGAUCCUGAGGUGACAACGUACUAUGUGCUUUCCAACGGAACUGAGAUCAAGCUUGGGGACGAUCCGUCCAAAAUACCGCAAGAGUUCCGCAUUACAUCGGACGAUGCGUCCUUCCUGAGUAGCAACUAUUCCACCAAGUUGGCGGAAGACUUUGCGAUGAAGUACAACUGGGACAGCUUGCACACGGUGGCGGACGGAGAGUUCUAUCUGGGAUCAGCAACCGACGCUACACUUAAGGCCCUCAUGAAGGACACACCCAAGACAACUUCCAAAUUCCACGAACCAAUUGAGUACAUCGUGCGGGAUAAGAAAAAGAUGAAGCCACUCGUUUUUCCCAAAGUUCCUCACAAACCGAUCAAGACGGUGACGAUCUACAAGUCCACACAUCGAUCGUCCGAUGAUCAUCUAGAGGGUGGUUUCGAACCAAUGAUUGGUGUGCAGCCGCAGAUGGACAAGAAGAGUGAGCUCCCCGGCGGGGACGAUGAAUUCUACUACACUAACGAGGCGAUCGAUCUGGAGGAGGAUACAACGAAGGCAUCAAAGAAGAACGCUGUGUUUAUGCCAGGUCAGGGAAUGGGUGGACGAAUGCCUGGACCGGGUAUGAUGCUAAAGCUAGCCCCAGGACCGGUACCCGUACGUGAGCAGCAAGCGCCUCCGGCUCAAGAUAUGGAUAUGAGCGCCGAACCGUCGAAGAAACAUCAGUACUUCGUACUGUACCAUAUUGAGGAUAAGGAGAAGAAACCCUCGCGACAACCGCCACCGACGCCGGUUGUACCGAAGCAAGAAAUUCACUACCACUACAGCGAGAAGGAGUCGGAAGAACCCGAGGUAACACACGAGCAUUACAACUACCACCACGAGGAGACAAUCGAGGAAUCGGAUGAUGAUAUACAGCAUCACUACGUGAAUCCGAACUAUGGCAAGUUUAACUAUCGGCCCAACAUUGCCCAUCCUUCGUACCAGAGACCGUUGCGCGACAGUAUGGCGGCUGGUAGUGAAACAACGCUGAAGGUUGUUGAUCCGGAUUCGAAACACACCCGGCCACUGGAAAUCACUAAGCAGGAGUACAUGCGUCACGUCCAGAAUGCAGUGCUGCGAUAUAUGCGCCAGCUGCAGGAGGAAGGUCGUCUACCACAGAUUGCCUCCCGUGACUCGGACGACACGCACAAAGCGUUCGAAGAGAUCGAUCUGGCAGCACUGCUGAACGGAGGACCCAAGCAAAAGUUCCAGCUCAAUGGCGCGGUGCGCACCAAUGUGCCUUCCAACCCAAGCCAUUACAAACCGAUGAAGUCUGUGCCGAGUUCGUCGACGUACAAACCGACGGCAUCGUCGCAGAACGUUAAGCUCGGUAAGAACACAUACACGGCCGGUAAACCGUUGAAGGUAGCAAUCGAGAGCAUGCAGGACACGCUCAGCAGCAACGUGGACCUUACCGUAAAGGGGAACAAACAGCUGGUAAAGCCAGACCUCUCUGCAAUCGAUGUCGGACAAUCGUACCUGCAUGGUUCCACGCUAGAUCACGGUUUAUCCGCGAAGGGCUACGACGGUUCCAAUGGUGGUGCAUCGCCCAAAACUAAGUUGCAUUUCAAUCAGCAAUCUCAUCACGAUAUCAACACGAUGCUAAAUGCCAAAGAAGGAGCAAAUCUGCAAGGAUUGCGGACGAAUUUGAAAGGAUCCUACCUGGACCACUCGGCCAACAACUAUGGUUCCAUUAAGGCAGGAUCCGCGAACGUGGGCGCUUCGAUAAGCUUCGGUAAUGGUGGCAUGGGACACGGGAAGGGCAUUCAUGCCAGUGAGGACGACAAUAAGAUGGCACCCGAAGCACUGGACGCACCGAUACAGAUCAUCAAUGGGAUCCCGAUUACGAAUCCCUACAAUAUAGAUAUAAAUACUCUAAGGUACAUGUUGGGAGGUCUCGCACAGGCCCAAGCCGAACAGCAACAGCAACAACAUACGCACAAAGAACCGAGCCUCAAACUGAAGGGUUCCAACUGGAUGUCACUGCCAACAAUGGCUAGUCCAACGCAGGUGUUCUCCUCGCACAUACCAACCUACCAGCAUCCACCAUCGGAGGUGAACAACUUUAAGUACAACGCCAACUUCGAUGCGAGCAACUUUAAGAUCAAGUUCCCGAAGAAUGUGAAACCCAAGGGCACGGUCACAAAUGCAGGUGAUGCUUCAGCUAGCGGAUCGAUGAACUAUGCUGCCUGGGCAGAGUCGCCCAGGGCCCCGAACCAAAUAAACGUUAACCAUUUUAACCACGGCAAUGGAAAUAACAAUCUGAACCAUGGUAAUGGUAUUCCGAAUCAGAAUGCCAUUGUUGGAAAUAGCCGACCAAUGGCGGUACAGAAUCAUCACCAUCAACAGCAGGUGCAGCAACAGUUCCAGCAGCAGCUACAGCAACAGCAGCAACAACAGCAGCUACAGCAACAACAGCACCACUUUGCCCAGCAGCAUCAGCAGCAGCACCAACAGCAGUUCAUUCGCCCGAACCGAGAAUUCAACCCGGAGCUGUACCUCAAUCCAAACGGGCAACUAUUCCAGGGCCUGCUGAAGCAGAACCCGAUCAUGAGCAAAAAAGCGGCUACCAGCGAUUGGAAACCGACCACGGUCAAGCCAACCGUGGGACCCUCGAAGGCGGUCAAGAUCGAUACCAACCUCCGACCACCACCACCGGUUGUCAAGGGUUGA